ACGUUCUUGUGUAGUCACGAGUUGAAUGAUUGUGGAGGCGUCGUCAUCCUUCGCGCUGUGGGCCGGUUGUCAUGGUAACCCGGGAUCCCGCGCGCGCCGCCGCUGUGGGAACUGCAGUGAGUCACCGCGACGCACGCAAGCGCGAACGCGCGCUGCCGGGCUCGCCGAGCAAUCGCCGAACGAGAUGACGUGACGGAGGAAAGAAGCGAGGGAUCGAUCACGUCGGCAUCCAACAGUGAUUGAUUGACAGCUGUCAACAAGUCGACCGUGCACGCACAUCAGGAUGCUCAUGCACGAGUGCAUCGCCAUGACGACUGACGGCGAUGUCUCGCAGAUGGCCGAGCGUCUCCACCUUGGAUGCCGUCACCGGGAAGUGACAUCGCGCGCCUUCUGCCUCAGACAGCCGACAGGAUGACCCGGCGGGGUGAGAAGACGGAGCCGAGCCGGGAGCCGCAAGGCCAGAUGACGAGGUGGACCGAGUCGCCGGCGUUGACGCUGGACGAGCUGGAGUGUAAAAUCUGCUACAAUCGCUACGACGCUCGCAGCCGCAAGCCCAAAGUUCUGGCGUGUCUGCACCGCGUGUGCGCCAAGUGUCUGAAGAGGAUGCUGGACGCGGGCGAGUCGUCGCCAUCCGUCCUCAUUUGUCCCUUUUGCCGUCACCAGACUCGCCUCCCACAACAAGAGGUCUGGCUGAUGGAUGACGACCGCCAAAUCCUGGCAGUCCUGUCAUGUGGCGAGCGGGCUCGGCGUGGAGGAGGCGUCCCGCGCAGAGAAGUUGUGCUUAACCCCGACUCGCUGAGAGGCGCGGACCGCACGCCGCGCUCUUCGGACUGCCUGGUGAUCACCAUCAUGGAGCUGCCGGCUGACUCGCCAUCUUCGGACGAGUUGAGGACGCUCAAUGCGGCGGAGGCGGUGGCUUUAUACCGACGGCAUUCCAGCCAGGACUCAUUGGCCUGCGACCUUCCCACCCGCAAGUGCGGCUCCUGGACGUCUCGCCGUUUGCCCCGCUGCCUGCUGGGGGCGCUGUGUAUGGUGUACUUCAGCUCGCUUCCAGUUGGCAUCUACCUACUGAUGAUGGCUCACAUGUGGCCGGGCGUGCUGCUGGUCAGCCUGGUCCCGUCCACGCUGCUUCUGCUGGUCCUCUACGGCUUCUGCCAGUGCUUGUGCCACGAGCUACUGCAGGCGCUCGCCACCCGUCGCCGCGACAACGCCACCAUCGCCAUCACGUCCGCGGAAGACGACUAGCACUCGCUGUGACCGUCGAGCACCUCGGGCGCCGCCAGGGCCACUCAAAAUCUUGACAUUUGUUAGCUGUAACGUAGACAUGACGUGCGGUCGGAAUACUCAUUGGCGGCCAGGAAUUCAAUGAGGAAUUAGCAGUUUUAAAAGAUUUGAAUGAAGCCACACUUCACCUCGUCUGUCACGUCUUUUGUCUCUGCUAGGUUGUUCUUCCUCAGGUGCACUGGUUUCUUUAAAAAAAAAAUAUAUAUAUAUUGAGUGUAAUCUGCCUGGAAAUUACAAAUUGAUAAUAUGAGGAUGAUUCCUGGAAAACUGUCGGCAAAUGGAGCACUCUCAUCCAGACAAUGUGAAAGUAACAUGCUAUACUUUGGUUAUGUAAGGCGUGGGGGCAAUUUUUGGACAACAGGAAGCAGACUGUCAGGUGGUGUUCUUUUUUUUUUUUUUUUACUUGGUCUGAAAGCUAUCCAUCACUCAUGCCUCACCUAAACAACUUUGUCCACACGCGUCACACCACAUGGCGGAUGUGCUGCUAGCCUAGCUUAGCACAGAGAUGGCAGGCGGCAAGUUAGCUAGCUCCUUGAGUGGUGUCCUUAGUUGAAACUCUAGUAGACUAGAAACUCAAGGUGUCCUUGAGUUUCUAGAAAGGCGCCCACAAAUAAAAUGUAUUAUUAUUAUUAUUAUUAUUAUUAUAGCUUUCAACCAAAAAAGCUAGCGACCAGGCCUGACCCGAAUAGGCAAAAGCCACACAUUUACUCUCACUAUAUAUCAUUUCUGGAGGGGGAAUGUCAGCAAAAAACAAAAACCGAGGGAUAGGUUCUCCCAAAAAGGCAGAAUAAUCGAUUCUUAUUAUAAAUGACAAGA
This is a messenger RNA of Hippocampus zosterae (dwarf seahorse), 2100 nucleotides long. RefSeq names its product E3 ubiquitin-protein ligase RNF182. The transcript is spliced from 7 exons. The coding region runs from base 358 to 1245 and encodes 295 amino acids. The record is from RefSeq and is a predicted model, not a curated record. NCBI's taxonomy places the organism in Eukaryota, Metazoa, Chordata, Actinopteri, Syngnathiformes, Syngnathidae.